Molecule: messenger RNA, 495 nt
Organism: Lathyrus sativus (Indian pea)
Lineage: Eukaryota; Viridiplantae; Streptophyta; Magnoliopsida; Fabales; Fabaceae
Source: the annotation of a GenBank genome assembly
AUGCCAUUUUUUAUGUACCAACGCAGAGACAGAGAAGCUCCAAAAUUAACUGAAAGUGGUUUCCAGUUUUUGCUUCUGGUUUUUGCUUGUUCAGACUCAAGAGUUUGCCCAUCCCGUAUUCUGGAUUUUCAACCUGGUGAAGCCUUUGUUAUCAAAAACAUUGCCAACAUGGUUCCACCAUGUCACAAGACCAAACAUUCAGGAACUGGAGCUGCCAUUGAAUAUGCGGUCAUGCAUUUAAAGACUCACCCCGAGUUUUUUCCCAUACACCCCACCAGUUAUUCUUCCUCUUCACUCUCACCGUCCCGCCAAAACCCUAAGAACCAUUACGCCGUCGUUUCACAACUCUACAUGCGCACCAAUGUCGACUCACCAAGUUCGCGAUACAAUCGACCUCACCACCAUCGAGAAGAACAUCUUCAUUCGUCUUCUUGCCACUCUCAAUCAUUUCCAACUCCAAACUCAACUCCGAGUCGCCGGCGGCUGGGUUCGUAA